AUCGUAGGUCAACAGUCUUUCACAAGUUCCUGCAACGAAUCUGAUUACGUCGCGCUCGCAUAUCUUUAAAAAUCAAAUCGCUAUAUAUAGCCUCACAUUGUUCACCAAUCAUCAGUUGUUUCACAGACAGCAAACAAAGCAACAUGUUCUCCAAGGUCGCAGUCUUCGCUUUGUUGGUUGCGGUAGCCAACGCCAGCGGUGGUUACAGCAGCUUCUCCUAUGGAGUAGCCGACCCCCACACCGGCGAUGUGAAGAGCCAGCAAGAGACCCGCGUCGGCGACAACGUGGUCGGACAAUACUCCCUGCUGGAGUCCGACGGCACCCGCCGCACCGUCGACUACGCCGCCGACGCACACAACGGCUUCAACGCUGUUGUGCGUAAAGACCCAGCUGUGAUCGCCGCUCCCGCCGUCGUCGCCGCCCCCGCCUACGCCGCUGCUCCCGUCGUCGCCUCCGCCUACGCCGCCCCUCUUGCCCGCGCUGCCAUCGCUCCCGUCGCUUCCCUGGGCUACUCCGCCGGCAUCGCCGCCGCUCCCCUGGCCUACGGUGCUGCCCUCAACUACGGCGCCGCCGCUCCCCUCGCUUACGGCGCCGCUCCCCUGGCCUAUAACGCGUACGCCGCCGCUCCCCUAGCCGCCGGCUACGGUGCCGGUCUCGGUUACGCUGGUCGUCUUGGCUGGUAAACCGUAGAUGAAUCUCCUAAACUGUGAUUUAAUUACUAGGCAAUAGACUUAAACGUUGAGGCAGUCAAACCUUUUAAGGGUCCAAAGAACUUCAAAGCGAUGAAGAGGCAAACCUUUACAUGUGUAAAUAUUUAAAAUACUCGUGAAAUAAACUGUUAAUUAACUAA
Molecule: messenger RNA, 850 nt
Organism: Bicyclus anynana (squinting bush brown)
Lineage: Eukaryota; Metazoa; Arthropoda; Insecta; Lepidoptera; Nymphalidae
Product: larval/pupal rigid cuticle protein 66-like
Exons: 2
Coding region: 144-683 (179 amino acids)
Cellular component (GO): extracellular matrix
Source: RefSeq, a predicted model, not a curated record